AUGCCUUUGGAACAUGAUCACGGCCGAGGGUCUGCCAUCAGCCACGGCAAGCAUUCUCUUCCGGUUGGCCUCUGCAACCUGCGCACGGACGCAGCCGGGGGUACCCCACGGCAUAAAAGGCAGCGCGAGAGGUGUCUAACAGCAUUGACCCAGUCAAGUUUCCCUCGCCCCCGUACACUCACUCUCUUUUGCUCACGCACUCCCCACAUUCUUUUCAAGAUGAUCUCCUUCGGCCGCCUCUCUGCUUUCGCUGCUCUUGCUUUCGCCACUGUUUCGUCUGCGGCACCCGCCGUCGACGCCAGUGCGAUUAGCAGCACCGCUGCCGCCGCUGUCUCCAGUGUGACCGCUGCGGCUGCUGUCUCCAGCGUUUCCGCAAUUCCCAGCGCUCCCGCAGUCCCCAGCGUCGCGUCGGUCCCUAGCGUCCCCUCUGCAGAUGGCCUCGUGCCUCGCGACCAGAAGAACGUCGUUACGAUCAUUAACGAGACGACGGCCCAGGUGACCCAGUACACUCUGGAGUUCCAAUACCUCACGGCCGAGAACGCGACGGUCGAGGUCAUUGAGCCUCUCGUCCAGAACAUCAAGGGUGUCAUCGGUGGUGCUCUGUCUGAGGUCAGCCAGCUCGUUGGCCAGUCGCAGGACAUCAUCCUCGGUGUUGAGGGCGGUGCUCUGCUCACGGUGACUGAGGUUGCGUCCGCGGUCGUCGGUCUCCUCUCUCUCGUCCUCGAGGGUGUCUCUGCCGUCCUGGCAGUUGUCUCUUCGGAUGCGUCUGAGUGUGUCACCGUGCUCCUCGGCUCGCUUGUCGAGGUGCUUGGCUGCUUGAUCUGCGCGAUCUUCACGCUCGUCAGCGGUCUCCUCGGUGGCCUGAUCCCCGCUGUUGUCGGCCUCCUCGGCGACCUCACGGGUGUCCUCUCGACCCUCAAGGUCACUGUGCUCGUCAGCGUCCUCGGCAUCACCCUCUAAGAUGCUAUGAUUGACGUGUCUUCGCAUACCUACUAUGAUCGUCUCUAUACCUUAUCAGGAGUGCCAGCAUAAUAAACAUCUGAAAUCGGAUUGAACUGCGAGAUGAGGCCUGAUGUUGUUUCAGUGUCGGUUUUGGUGAGGCUGAGAUGAGUGAGGUUAUAGGUUUCGUUUGGCGGUGGAUGGUUGAUAUGGCGCAACGUUGAUGCUUAGUACGUGAUCGUACAACGUAUGGUGUUGCUCUUUCCCCAUUGGAUAGUUCUGGCGUCUCCGGACUUAUGUCGUGCACGGCGUUGAUUUGAACUUGUCGCUUUUAGUCAAUUUGUGUAGGUUCUUCGAAUGCCACCGCUCAAUGUCAACAUCAA
This is a messenger RNA of Fomitopsis serialis, 1322 nucleotides long. RefSeq lists its product as uncharacterized. The transcript is spliced from 6 exons. The record is from RefSeq and is a predicted model, not a curated record. NCBI's taxonomy places the organism in Eukaryota, Fungi, Basidiomycota, Agaricomycetes, Polyporales, Fomitopsidaceae. Bases 1 to 960 code for a protein of 319 amino acids.